Molecule: messenger RNA, 6300 nt
Organism: Colossoma macropomum (tambaqui)
Lineage: Eukaryota; Metazoa; Chordata; Actinopteri; Characiformes; Serrasalmidae
Gene: cyld
Product: cylindromatosis (turban tumor syndrome), a
Exons: 17
Coding region: 580-3441 (953 amino acids)
Biological process (GO): protein K63-linked deubiquitination; regulation of mitotic cell cycle; positive regulation of extrinsic apoptotic signaling pathway
Cellular component (GO): cytosol
Molecular function (GO): K63-linked deubiquitinase activity; cysteine-type deubiquitinase activity
Source: RefSeq, a predicted model, not a curated record
CUCCUCAGCCAAUCGGAGAAGAAUGCAUGUGGCCCAACAGGUUCAGUUAGUAUGACACUGUAAAUGAUACCAUUUAAAUUUUAAAUAUAAGUCCGUUUUCAUUUUACAGCGAUAAGCUAACUACUGUUUGGAGCUUGUUUACUGACGCGUUUUUGGGUAGACCUUUGUACUGCUUAAAGAAAGUGUGCGGGAAAGUGAAACUGAGCUGGUUUACUCUCAGCACCACUGGAGAAUGCUAGUCGGUGUUAGCCGGAUAGCUCUGGAGUCGUACAGUCGUAGUAGUGACUGGGAAGCAGCCGGAGGAGACUGUUUUCUAGACGGCUAGCUUGAUGGACCUGCCCUGUCUCGCAUGUAAACACCGGGAAUAAAAGCGCAAAAGGCCACACUCCGCAAAGAGGGCGGCUAGUUUUCAUUCAAGGAGGAGCUGCUGCAGCUGUAUGAGCUCCUGACAUGUUUAUGAUGUGUCUAAUCCACUGAAAGGUCAUGCGAGUCUCCCUCGCCUGCGUCCACUGACGCUUCACGCCUUGACCUUUUCAACGGACUGCUCCUGUCGCCUCUCCCUUGGCCAGCGAUGCAGCCAUGAGCUCGGCGCUGUGGAGCCAGGAGAAGCCGGCGGGCGGCUUCCGCGAUGACUGGCACUUCUACAUGGUGGUGAAGGAAUGUGUGGUGGAGAAGCCACCUCAGAAGACACUGCGCAUCCCGCGUGGCAGCCUGGGUCAGGCAUGCCAGGAGCGCAACAGCCUGGGCCGUCCACUGCCGCCCAGCAAGGGCAAGCGCAGCCUGCGCAUCCUGGAUCAGACCAACGUGGUGGUGAGUGUGGAUGAGCGCGAUGUGCUGGAGCUGGAUGAGAAGCUGGCUGAGCUGCUAUUCCCAAUCACGAAUUGCGAGGAACGCUAUGGCCUGCUGUGCAACAAGCCCCGCCUGGACAGAGCCCGUGAGAUUGACUGUGGCUCCAAAGUUCGCGUGCAGCUGCGUUCCGGUGAUGAGCCUCUACCGGGUGUCGUCAGGUUCAAAGGGGCUCUGCUGCCUGACCGAGCGCUGUCUGGGAUAUGGUUCGGCGUGGAGCUGCUGGAGGAAGGUCGUGGUCAGGGUUUCACCGAGGGUUCGUAUCAAGGCCAGCAGCUCUUUCGAUGUGAGGACGAGUGUGGAGUCUUUGUCGCACUCGAUAAACUUGAGCUGUGGGAGGAUGAGGAGCUGGAGGUGGAUCAUGUGACCCUAGAGGAUAAUGACCUGGAAGGGGAAGGAGAUUUCCCACCGCUGGAGAUCAACUCUCGUGUGCUGGUGCAGACCCGGGAAGGGCCCGAACGAGGGACUGUCAUCUUCUGUGACCUGUUGCCUGGCAAUGAGACACUGGGCUAUUAUGUUGGUGUCGAUAUGGACAAUCCUAUUGGAGACUGGGACGGCGUGAUCGACGGGAAGCUGCUGUGUAAUUUCGCCAGUCUUGAGCACACCCGUCUCGUGCCCAUCUGUGACGUCAUGCCAGAGUACUCCCUGCAGGACCCAAGGCUGUCCAAACCCAGCUUUACUUCGAGAGGAAGUGCUGAUAAGUCUGGCAGCCAGGGCAAACCAAAGAACAAAGGGUUAGGUCUACAGGCUGCCAGCAGAAGCAAGUCUGAGUUUUAUUAUACGCUAAAUGGCAGCUCUGUCGAUCAUCCGGCCCAGUCCAAAUCCAAAAGCACAUGGUACAUAGAUGAAGUCGGUGAAGACCCAGCCAAGUCCCUGACGGAAACUCCCCCCGAUUUCAACCAGGCUUCACCCCCUCCCAGAGCUCCGUCCACUGUGACCUCGCUGUCCAGCGACAACAAGUUCCACUCGCUGCCUUUCAGUCUGAAUCGCAAGAGUGGGCCUAAUGGGAGCAUGAGCCACGGUCCACUCUCCCUCUCCGUCCAAUCGGUGAUGGGAGAGCAGCAGGAGGCCCCGCCUCCUGUGACAGCCCCUUCCCCUAGACCAUCGUCUCCUCCAAAGGAUCAGCCAGGGUUAGAGGUGGGGUCACUGGUAGAGGUGAAGGAGAAUCCCCCUCUUUGUGGGGUGAUACGCUGGGUCGGCCUGCCGCCUGGACUACUGGAGCCUCUUGCAGGGCUGGAGCUGGAAGAAGAGUGUGUAGGAUGCACUGAUGGCACAUUUAAAGGCACACGUUACUUUACCUGUCCUCCGAAGAAAGCUCUGUUCGUCAAACUGAAAUGCUGCCGACCUGAUUCUCGCUUCCCCUCGCAACAUCACUCGCCCAACCCAAUCGAGCGCUGCAAUUCUAUAGCGUUUGGGGGUUACCUGAGUGAGGUAGUGAACGAAAACACUCCUCCUCGAACGGAGAAUGAUGGGUUGGAGGUGAUGGUGGGGAAGAAGAAAGGCAUUCAAGGCCACUACAACUCCUGCUACCUGGACUCAACACUGUUCUGUCUCUUCUCAUUUAGCUCUGUGUUGGAUACAGUAUUACUGAGGCCAAAAUCUAAGACUGAUGUAGAGUACUACUUAGAGACACAGGAACUGCUACGCACUGAGAUAGUCAACCCACUGCGCAUACACGGCUACGUGUGUGCAACUAAGAUCAUGAAGUUGCGGAGAAUUCUUGAAAAAGUGGAGGCAGCAUCAGGCUUCACCUCUGAGGAAAAAGAUCCUGAAGAAUUCCUCAACAUUCUUUUUCACCACAUUCUGAGGGUCGAUCCACUGCUCAAAUUACGCUCUGCAGGACAGAAGGUUCAGGACUGUUACUUCUACCAAAUCUUCAUGGAUAAAAAGGACAAAGUGCUUGUGCCUACUAGCCAGCAAUUGCUGGAGUGGUCCUUCAUCAACAGUGACCUCAAAUUUGCUGAGGCUCCGUCCUGUCUGAUCAUUCAGAUGCCUCGGUUUGGGAAGGAUUUUAAAAUGUUUAAUAAGAUUUUUCCAUCCCUGGAGCUGGACAUCACAGAUCUUCUGGAAGACACACCCAGAGAGUGUCGUAUCUGUGGGGGUUUAGCUCUUUAUGAGUGCAGGGAGUGUUAUGAAGAUGCUGACAUCACAGCUGGGAAGAUUAAGCAGUUCUGUGAAAAGUGCAAUACGCAGGUGCAUCUGCACCCGCGGCGCAAGAACCAUCGGUACGGUAAGCUAUCAGUGCCUAAAGAGCUGCAGGAGGGGGUCUGGCGACAGGGUUCCUUCCCCCACCAGCAGAUGGAACUGUUCGCUGUGCUCUGCAUCGAGACCAGCCACUACGUCGCCUUCGUCAAAUACGGCGCCGCCGACUCUGCCUGGCUCUUCUUCGACAGCAUGGCUGACCGAGACGGUGGACAGAAUGGUUUUAACAUCCCACAAGUGUCCCCGUGUCCUGAAGUGGGGGCGUACCUGAAGAUGACUCCAGAGGAACUGCACGCCCUGGACCCCAAAAACAUCCAGGGCUAUGCCCGCCGCCUGCUCUGUGACGCUUACAUGUGCAUGUACCAGAGCCCCACCAUGAGCCUCUACAAAUAGACGAAGAGAAUGGAAAGAAGGUUUGGGAUUGAAGCCAAAUAGGAAGAGAGACGUACAGAAAGAGAGAGAGAAUUGGAAGGGGAGAGAGAGAGAGAUGGAGAUAAAAAGACAAUAAAAAGCUGACAGGUGAAGAGAAUAAAUGAUGGCGGCACACUGCACAAGAUGCCUGCUCUCUCGUGACAUUGCAAAGAACCAACACUCCCUAACCUGUCGUAUCAUUUAUGCCUGAUUCUCUCUGUAUAUAGUCAAAAAGUAUGAACAGGGCAAGGGGAACGGAAAAAAGCUGAUUUGCACUGUUUUUGUGUGUGCGUGUUCUGUAUAUGUAUGUAUGCGUGUAUGUUCGAGUGCUGUUGUUUCUGUCCUCUGUGUUGUAGGCCGUGGAUGAACACCAACCCCAAAAAAAACCCCAUAGUGACUUUGUUUUAUCGCCCCAGUAUAUGACAAAGAAACUGCUGUAAUAAAUACUCAUUUGAAACGCAGCUGUAACAGGUGAUCUAUAGCACAUCUAUACCAGCCACUCAGUGUGCAUGGGACACGACUCAUCCCUGCUAUCCUGCCGAAUGGAUGGACAUGUCUCUCUCUCCCCCCAUAUAAAUGGAACAGGGCUCAACCAGGAGUCCUCAUCCUUCAACCUUUGUACCUAUAAACCCAUCUAUAAACGCAUCAGAUGCACGGCAGAUCUGUCGACUGUAGUUUAUGAUACCUGGUGUCUCUGCUACUGGUUUCAGCCUCCAUAUUUAGCUGUGAUGUCCUUGUCCUGUGUACCAACCUACAGCACAGUAUUGGUGUAUGAAAGCUUGAAGGAGACACUUGGCUUGACGUCCAUAUUGAAUGGAACUGAGAUACUGUCAUAAAGCACACAAGUAUUUUCUGAAUAUGGUAACAGUUGGUGAUUAUUCAAUCGGGAGUAUUGAAUGCUUUCCCCAUUGAGCUCGGCCUAUAAGAGAGGAGUUUAAAACAGGUAUAAUUGGCAUUACCUGCUUCUGAUAUAGGUAUAUAUGCAUAUAAUGUGCUCUAAAUUCUUGCUUAUUUUAAUACCAGCUAAAUUAUUGCUCCUUAAGUGCAUCAGUGUAUGUGAGGGUGGUGGCACGACCAAACCAUGUUUUGGGGUCCCUCAGGAGAAUAGCAAUUGCAUCUCAUCUCAUAAAUCAGUCCUGGGUCAGAAAAUACAAAUGUUUUUGAAAGUCUUUCCAUCCACAAAUCAAAUGGCUAUAUAAUUUCUUGCAAAUAACAGUUUAGAGAUCAGCGGCUUCACUCUGUUACAGUACUGCAGUGAAAUGUAAAUGGUAUGUUUUCUACUGAGCAAAAAUGAAUUGGGUCGGCGUCAUGUAUCCUGUGAAAAUCAGCACUGUAUAACAUAUACAUGCCAUCAUUAAUGAGAUGGCAUGUAUAUUCAUCAUAAAGAGGCAACUUUAUUUUUUUUGUUUAGUUAUAUAUACUGGAAAAUAAAACAUAAAAUAUAAAAUGUGCAGUAAUUUUUGCACAAGCCAUUUUUUUGUUUUAUUUUUUUCCCUGUAUGUUACAUUCAGCAGAUAAACAAUAGUUGCACAUUAAAUUGUGUAAAACUUUAACGUACAACUGUAGCUUUACAUUCGAUAAAGCAAGACUAAUUAUGCUGUCUCAGGCUAUGUUCAUGCUACCAGUGUAAAGUGACAAUUUUUUUGCCUUUGGUGAUGGAUGAUUGGAUGUUUUCAGAGCUGCAUGGGCACAAAUCUGGUCUUUUCACAUCAGAUUUAAACUACUUUCUUAUGUGGUCAUAGAUACAUAUCCAUUUGAUGGCCAUGCGACCAGAUCAGAAUUCAUAUUGGGUUUCUUUCAUUUUUUUCAUUUUUUUUUUUUUUUCCCAAAAAAUAUGCACCGUUAUUUAGUGUUAACAUGGCAGCUUAACUUGAAGUUUACACCUAUAAUCACUGCAAAAGCAAUGCAUCUGAUCUUUUAUCUUAUUAUCUUCUCACAAAGGCUUGUUCUGCUAGCUUGAUUGUAUGUUGUUGGUCAUGAUGUACGUGGCUUAUUCAUAUGACCUGAGUUGGAGGUGCACAUGCAGGUCAUUUCAAGGCACAGGUUCGUUCACAUUAAUGAAAUACGAGUUAAUUUCUCAUGCUAAUGUGAACCGUCAAGUUGGAAAGAUCGGAUCUAAAAAGUUGAACGUAGCCUUGGACUGCCGCAAUUGCCAGGAUUCAAUUGCUGUCUCCUGAAAAUAAGGCAAAAUUACCACAUGGAGUCCCUUCGAAACCCUUCGAGUCCUUUCCCUUAUUUUAACAAAACAUGCAGUUGGUCAGUGUUGUGGAAGUAGUGACGUUUAUCGUGAUCACGAUAUAUCGUCAUUAUCGCCCAGUCCUAAAGAGAUCAAACGUUUUGUGUGUUUUUGGAGUGUUGAUCUAUGGUCAGUUUUUGUCUUUUAUACUUUGCCAUAUUUAUGAAGGAGAAUUUUUUCCAGACUGGUCAGUUUCCUCACGUCCAUAUAAUCAUAUUCAUUAUGUUAAACAGGAUAAAUACCUCACCCUGGAUCAACACUCGUGGCCUAAUGUUUCCAGAAAGGUCUUCAUUUAUACUGUAGCUCAUUCCGGGAUUCAGCAUCACAUGAUCAUCACUGAGGCAGUAAAGCUAUCUAAUCAUGGCAUAACCAGUGAAGGUAUUGACACAAACUUGUGUAAUGGCCGCACAGACCAGGCGUUGCUCAUUACUGGACAGCAUGGCUGAAGCUGGUGAACUGUACAGGCUGGUGAUGGAGAUUUCAUGUUGUUCAGGGAGAAUAGGCUGUAACUGGUGUACCUGUUCAAAUCGAUCCCUGGUUAAGUUUCUUCUGUUUGUGCCGUUCUUGUAAAUGUUAACUAAAUUAAAACCCUCUUUUGAAAAGAA